Sabethes cyaneus is the source of this 1086-nucleotide messenger RNA. RefSeq names its product aldo-keto reductase family 1 member B1-like. The record is from RefSeq and is a predicted model, not a curated record. NCBI's taxonomy places the organism in Eukaryota, Metazoa, Arthropoda, Insecta, Diptera, Culicidae. The transcript has 3 exons. Gene Ontology annotation, cellular component: cytosol. The coding region runs from base 22 to 984 and encodes 320 amino acids. Gene Ontology annotation, molecular function: aldose reductase (NADPH) activity.
CAGUACUGCCAAGGAGGUAAUAUGGCACCAGCUGACGUUCAACGAAUUGCUUUGAACAAUGGAAACAGCAUUCCCGUGAUCGGUCUGGGUACCUGGCAGUCUCCUGCGGACCAAGUGACACAAGCCGUUCAAGAUGCGAUCGAUAUUGGUUAUCGUCAUAUUGAUUGCGCUUUUAUUUACCGAAACGAACGCGAAGUCGGAGAGGCAAUCACGAGAAAGCUUGAGCAGGGUGUAAUUCAGAGAAGCGAUUUAUUUGUUACCAGCAAACUGUGGGACACAUUCCAUCGACCGGAUCUGGUUAAACGAGCAAUGCAGAACUCAUUGUCGAAUCUUAACCUAGGCUAUUUGGAUCUCUAUCUGAUGCACUGGCCGGUAGCCUACCGGGAGGGCGAUAAUCUGAAUCCUCUCAAGCCAGACGGCAAAACAUACUUCUUUUCCGAUGUGGACUAUGUGGACACAUGGAAGGCCAUGGAAAAGCUGGUUGACGCCGGUCUGGUCAAAAACAUUGGCCUUGCGAACUUCAAUUCGAAGCAGAUUCAACGGGUGCUGGACGUAGCUCGUAUCAAACCGGUCGUGAACCAAAUCGAAAAUCAUCCAUACUUGAAUUCGUUCAAACUGACGAAAUUCUGUGCUGAAAACCAGAUUGUUGUCACCGCGUACAGUCCUUUGGGUUCGCCAGCUAGACCGGGGGUAAAGGAGACUGACGUUGUUUUGCUGGAGGAUGAAACCCUGAAAGCGAUUGCCCGGAAGCACGGAAAGGAACCAGCGCAGGUGCUGAUUCGCUAUCAGAUUCAGAAGGGUCAUGUGGUAAUUCCAAAGUCGGUGAAGCGAGCCCGAAUCGCGUCCAAUUUUGAUGUGUUUUGCUUCCAAUUGGACGCAACCGAUAUGGAGCAACUGGCCGGCUUAGAGCGAAACGGACGCAUCAAUCCGAAAACUAGAGCUCAUGGUCAUUGCCAUCAUCCGUUUGAAAAUGAAGACGAGUAAAACUAUGUGGUACGGUCAGCUAGACCGAUCUACAUAAGCUAGAUUGAGAUCAAUAGUAUCGAUUAAGCGUUAUAAGCCUAAUAAUAAGCCAGAAGCAGAUUU